This is a messenger RNA of Symbiodinium necroappetens, 726 nucleotides long. The record is from the annotation of a GenBank genome assembly. NCBI's taxonomy places the organism in Eukaryota, Dinophyceae, Suessiales, Symbiodiniaceae.
AUGGCGACCUCCGAGACCAUCCGGAACGAGCUGCGUCGGCAGUGUGUCUUCCGGGACUUCUAUCGAAGCCUCUCUCCGCGCAUUCUAAAACACCAUCAAUGGGUGGUCCUCAAGCGCGAUCACGCCGAGAUCGUCAUACAGCGGGCAACGGAGGCGUUGCUUUUGUGGAAGGAGACAUGGCAGUACGCGGCCCCAGACCUUCUCAACAUGGGCGAAGGCUGCAGCGACGAAUCAGUGCCGGGAACUGCACUGCUCCUGGACCUAGAGAAGACCGAGCGCAGUACAGGGAACACGUGGGUUGACUUAAGCCGUUUAGGGGUGGAGCAGCAGUGCUUAACAUAUGUGCUUUGGCGACAUUGUUUCACGGAGUCGCGCUUGGACCAUUCGGAGAACAUUGCCAAAGAUCUAGACAUUGUGAUGAAGCAUGGGAAGUUCCGCAUGCUCACAGACCGUGAGUUCAACUUCUUCAAAUCAGCCUUGAAGCGUGAGCUCAAUGGAUACCCUGCAGUGUUUGACACUCUGUCCAUCGAGUAUCUCUGGAAGCUCGUGCAGGAAGGCUUCAUGUUCGCUCGCAAAUUCGUGAAAGAGCUGCGCGUCACGGUGGGGAAUGGCAACUUUCCACUUGCUGAAGUGCUCCCUGCCUUGUGGGAUCUUGUUGAUGACUUCAAUGCCUCUCAAAGGAUUUGGACACGGCUUUCGACGGAAGGUAAGCCAAGGCGUGUAUAG